CCUGAUCAUAUUUUACCCCUGAGCCGACGAAUAAGGCUAAAUGUCUCUUAUAUCAACACUCACUUCUCCUUUCCAUUCCAGUCUGUCCUUAUUCUCUCGAUCAUCAAUCUUACGAUGAUACCGACAAAACGCACCUCCCUCCCUCUCCUCCUCCUUCUCGCAAUCCGACACCGAUGGCGCCGAGUCCUCAUCCUGCUCUCCCUCCUGUACCUGCUCAAUGCAUAUAACAACCAAAAACAUCCCUUCACAACCAAACCACAUACCAUCACCUCUCUGUCUCUCGAAUACGAACGCGCACACCUUUCCCCAAGCUCGUCUCAUCGCCAACUCCUCCCCCUGUCCGAAGCAUCCGCCCUCUGCUCAGCACACAACUGGCGCCCAUGGCCACACCGAGGGAAUGGGGGACGAAAAGUCUACGACCUAUUCAUGCUAAACGAUGAGUUAGACUGGCUUGAAAUCCGACUCCAUACAUUAGCACCAUACGUUGAUUACUUUGUUAUUUUGGAGAGCGCUGUGACGUUCACGAAGCAGGAGAAGAAGUUAGUGCUGAAAGAGAAUUGGGACAGGUUUAAAGAGUGGCAUGGCAUGAUUAUCUAUAAAGAAGUUACCGGGAUGCCUGUCGAUGCGCGGCGGACGUGGGAUUUAGAGGAUUUCCAGAGGAACGCAAUGGUGCUGCAGGGAUUGGGGAGUGUAGAGGGGACGGAGAAGGCGGCCAAAAAGGGAGAUGUGUUGAUCGUUAGUGAUGUUGAUGAGAUUCCGCGGCCAGUUAGUGUGGUGUUGUUGAGGGAGUGCAGGACGCAGAAGAGGGUGACAAUUAGAAGUGUGUUCUAUUAUUAUGGGUUUCAGUAUCGGCAUAAAGGGAAGCAGUGGAGCCAUCCGCAGGCUACGGUUUAUGCGGAGAGAAGGACGAUCUUGCCGGUGGAUUUGAGGAAUGGGGAGGAUAGCAAGAUUUAUUUUUUCUGGACGUGGUGGGAUAAAGCGGAGUUGUGGAAUGGAGGGUGGCAUUGUAGUACUUGCUUUAAGACCGUGGAGGAGGUGUUGAGCAAGAUGAGGAGCUUUAGUCAUGUCGCGUUGAAUCAAGAGCCAUUUAGGGAUCGGGCGAGGAUUGUGGAUAGGGUGCGGAAGGGGCUCGAUUUGUGGGAUCGGAAGGGGGAGGUAUAUGAUGAGAUUUAUGGGAAUGUGGAUAUCCCCGAGUAUUUGAAGGAGGAUAGGGAGAGGUGGGAGUUCUUACUGGACCGGAGUGGGAGCAAUGCCGCUUUCCAAGAUUAUGAUCCCAGUGCGACUGCUGGCGAUUGAGCGCUGGGAGACAGACAAUCGAUCAAGAAACUUGGAGUCUGUGAUCACAGCACGUGAAAGCGGCUGCUACCGUGGAGACCCUUGGGUAGAUCUGCUACCAGUGAUCCGGGCCCUAUGUAAGACAAGACCACAAGCCCCAUGGCACACUUGUGAUUAGUCCUCAGGAAACGUUUCAUGUAUAAAAUCUCCCCCUGGUAAGAUCGAGGGAUGAUCUAUCCCUAGAUUCAGUAGACUUGGUAGACUUUGUCCAAGCAUCAGUCAUGUCAGACAAGAUUGUACGAAAGACAUGAAUCCCUCUCACACAACAUUAUCCCGGGCGCUCAGUUGUAUGAACUAUUUUCCUUGUUGAGAUGGCUAGAAAC
This is a messenger RNA of Hyaloscypha bicolor E, 1658 nucleotides long. Its product is annotated as glycosyltransferase family 17 protein. Gene Ontology annotation, cellular component: membrane. Lineage: Eukaryota; Fungi; Ascomycota; Leotiomycetes; Helotiales; Hyaloscyphaceae. Gene Ontology annotation, molecular function: beta-1,4-mannosylglycoprotein 4-beta-N-acetylglucosaminyltransferase activity. The record is from RefSeq and is a predicted model, not a curated record. Bases 115 to 1296 code for a protein of 393 amino acids. The transcript has a single exon. Gene Ontology annotation, biological process: N-acetylglucosamine metabolic process; protein N-linked glycosylation.